AUGUCAAGGCUGUGCGAAUCAAGUGCCGACAGAAUCAGCCAUCUUCCUGAUGAUGUGAUGCAGCGAAUUCUCUCGUUCUUACCCGUAAAAGAUGCAGCCAGAACAGCCACACUGUCGAAACAAUGGCGGCACAACUGGAGGGCAAAUACCCAACUCGUGUUCGACGGCGAUUUCGGCGAAAUCUCAAAAGAGGGUAGCUAUGAUUCGAAUGCAAGUAAGCUAAUGUUUCAGAUUUGCAAAGCUCUGAUGGUUCAUGAUGGACCCAUAACCAAGUUCGUGCUUGAAAUUCCUGGAUUAAGGCGGCCUUCUCCUGAUAUCAACCACAUCGUUCACUUCCUCGCCAAGAAAGGCGUCCAGGAGCUCGCCCUUAUCUUUUCUGAUGAUGGAAUUAACGGCGGGAACCCGAUGAUUGAGCGAGAGAUGCCUUCUGCCUUGUUUUCUGCUUGCCAACUCAGCUCUCUGAUAUUGCGGGACUGUGAUUUCUCUGUGGCACCAUCUUGGUUUCUGGGAUUUAGUAAGCUUACCCAUUUUGAGUUAGCAAACGUAAAUGUGGAAUCUAGUUUUUAUCGCGACUUCCUUCCCAAUUGCCCGCUUCUCCAAGAUCUGAAGCUUUUUAUCUGCGACUCUGAUGUGGGAGGAUACCAUCGGAAGGCUGAAUUAGUAGCUCCUUCGCUCAAAGUGUUUGAAUCCAAUGUUUGGAAUGUCCGCUUCAAGCAUACCCCACUUCUUUCAGUGGUAUCUAUCUCGCCGGUUAAUGAUCCAGAGGAUUGUGAACAAAGCGGCUUUCAUGUGUAUAAUCCGGAUAUUGCAGCUGUACUUGGUUCUCUCCCUGCAAUCCAGGAGUUAGUGGUUGGCUUAGAAUUGCUUCUUUUCUUUGCCUCUGGUAAUGUCCCCUGCAUACUUCCUACACAUCUUCAUCACCUGAAAGUCCUCGAACUGCACUACAUUCUACUGCAUCGUAUAUCAGAAGCGCGUGUUCUUCUCUGUCUAAUCACGAGUUCCCCCAAUUUGCAAAGGCUUCUCAUUUUGUCCGGUGCCGGCGAUACCCUUCCAGAAAAUGAGGUUAUUGACAGCUUGCAGUUGUUGUUGUUGGGAGCAGAGGACCAUUCUACUGCAAGUUGUUUUCAGUGCCUUCAAGAGUUGAGCUUAAAGGAAGUCCUGGGCACUCGUGUUGAGUUGGACCUGUUGAGGUUUGUACUAGAGACUGCCCCACUGCUUCGUAGGAUUUUCAUCAGGCCAGCGAAAGAACUGGAGACAAGUAAAAGUCACAAAUUCUUGAAGGAGAUGACACGAUAUAAGCGCGCUUCCAAAGAAGCAGAGAUCAUAUAUUUUUGGAAUGAUGAGGCUGACACUUGA
Linum trigynum is the source of this 1356-nucleotide messenger RNA. NCBI's taxonomy places the organism in Eukaryota, Viridiplantae, Streptophyta, Magnoliopsida, Malpighiales, Linaceae. The record is from the annotation of a GenBank genome assembly.